Oncorhynchus masou masou (cherry salmon) is the source of this 6278-nucleotide messenger RNA. Its product is annotated as cadherin-17-like. Lineage: Eukaryota; Metazoa; Chordata; Actinopteri; Salmoniformes; Salmonidae. Gene Ontology annotation, cellular component: adherens junction; catenin complex; plasma membrane. Gene Ontology annotation, molecular function: cadherin binding; calcium ion binding. The coding region runs from base 108 to 2705 and encodes 865 amino acids. Gene Ontology annotation, biological process: calcium-dependent cell-cell adhesion; cell morphogenesis; cell-cell adhesion mediated by cadherin. The transcript is spliced from 19 exons. The record is from RefSeq and is a predicted model, not a curated record.
UGCUGAGUUAACGUUUGACCAGGCUGGAUGGGGCAGGAGUGAUCACACUACAGUCGAAGGAGUGAAACGGGAACUCUUAAGCAAGAGUCUCAUCCCUGAAGCCCAUUAUGGCACAUCCCACAAUGCACCUGCUGCUGCUCAGCCUCCUCAUCGCCACCGCUGCUGGGAAAGGCUUGGAGAAGGGACCACUGGAGAACAAGGUUCUAGACGUACCAGAGGGGACACCUGUACCCUACGCCCUCUACCGGUUCCAAGCGUCCCAGCCCGAGGUUGAUGGGUUCAGAUUGACAGGAGAGACUGAAGGAAAGAUCAGCAUCUCAGAGGACGGCUGGCUCUACCUGGAACAGACCCUGGACUGGGCCCACACACAGACACAUACUCUGGAGCUGGAGGCCUUAGUGGGUUCAGAACCAGUAGAAGGUCCAGUCAUCAUCACCAUCAACGUGUUGGAUGUCAACAACCACGCCCCGUCCUUCAACCAGACUGACUACAUCGGCAUCGUCAAGGAACGUACCCCCGCAGGUGUUCCAUUUGCGCGUGUGUUUGCUACUGACCUGGACGACCCAGAGUCUCCCAACGCCCAUCUGAGUUACACCCUGGUCUCCCAGAUCCCCAACAGAGACAACACCCUGUUCUUCGAGAUCAACAGCAACACAGGAGAGAUUUCUACUACUGCCGAGGGAGAGCGUCUGCUGAAGGCCAGAGAAAGUGUUAUUCAUUCCAGAGGAGGGAACUUCAGUGAUUCUCUGAAGAAGAGGUUUGAUGACUACUGCACCCCCACAGGGGACAUCCCUUAUGAACUCAACCCCUUCUACAGCUGUGUGCAGAGAGCAGAGUCUCGGAGGCUGAACCCUCUGGAGGACCCAGACUUCACACUGAUUGUUCGUGUGGAGGACAUGGGCGGGGAGUCGGUGAGCGCUCUCAACGGUAACGCGAGGGUUAAAAUUGUCGUGCAGGAGAACCUGUGGGUCAAUCCUGGACCGAUCAACCUCAGAGAACAGUUGAAAAGGAUAUACCCCAUGCCCAUCGGCAAGGUCCAGUCUAAUGAUCCCAGUGCCUUCUACAGGCUGGUACAGAAAGAACGGGAGCUGACGUUCCCCUUCAAUGUCACGGAGGAAGGAGACAUUCUGCUGACUGAGGAGCUGGACAGAGAGGACAAGGCCAUGUACAUCCUGGUGGUGUUUGCUGAGGAUAGCUAUGGUAACCAGGUAGACCCUCCCCUGGAAGUGCAGGUGGUGGUGGACGAUGUGAAUGAUAACGCUCCAAUCUGUGAGGAGGAACUCAGUGUGUUUGAAGUGCAGGAGAACGAACCCACAGGCAGCACAGUCGGACAUCUGAUGGUGCAUGAUGCUGAUGAUGACAACACACCCAACGCACUGCUCUCCUAUUCGUUGGUGACCCAAACCCCUUCCUCAGUCUUUACCAUCGAUGGCAUCAGCGGCCGCAUCCAGGCCAAGCAGAUGCUCCAACGCAGAGAUGCAACAGAGUACCACCUCACUGUCAGAGUAAACGACCCAGUUUUCAGCACAGAAUGUAAGGUCCUCAUCAAGGUUAUCGACAUCAACAAUGAGCUGCCCAUCUUCGAGAUGAAUGACUAUGGUAGUCACAACCUGUCUGAAGACACAGCUCUAGGCCACACCCUCCUGACAGUGAAAGCCACAGAUGCUGACGACCCUGGAACAGGAAGCUCCCACAUCGAGUUCCACAUAACCGCUGGCAACGAAGAUGGAGUUUUCGCCAUGGAGACAGACGACAAUGGGGAGGGCAGGCUUGUUGUUGCUAAGCCUCUGAACUAUGAGACUGCUUCCUCCUAUAAGCUACAGAUUGAUGCUCGUAACCCAGAGCCGCUGGUGAGCGGUCUCGAGUACGGCGCUGAGUCGUCCGCCGUGGUCUCGGUGGCGAUCAGUGACGUUGAUGAGGCUCCAGUGUUUGACAUGGACAUUCUGGAUGUCACGGUGCCAGAGGACACCAAGGAGGGAGCUACGCUGCUCAAAAUAGACGCCACGGACCCAGAGGGAAAAGAGAUACUGUUCAAGAUGGAGGGAGACACUAAGGGUUGGUUGGAGAUUGAUCCUGCUACUGGAGAGAUAAAGAUAAAGAAUAAAGCUGUGCUGGACAGAGAGACGGUGGAGGCCUUCCACUUUACUGUUGUCGCCUUUGAGAAAGCCAAUCCAGAGCUGUCCUCAGAGCGCCAGGUGUCUGUGAGGCUGCUGGAUGUGAAUGACAAUGUCCCCAAGCUGACAGAGAACCAGGCCUUCAUCUGUGUGAAGAAGCCCCAGCCUAUAGUCCUGUCGGCCCUGGACGCGGACGCAGACCCCUUCGGAGCACCUUUCACAUUCAGUCUGGCCCAGGGCAAGAAGUCCCCCAACUGGGACCUAAGCGCUGUGGACGGGACGUCUGCUAAACUGACCCUGAAGAAAUCUCCCAGUGAGGACAAAACCUUCCUAAUCCCCAUCAACAUCAAAGACAACGCUGGCAUGGGCAUCACACAGAAGUUUGAGGUGCGAGUGUGUAACUGCACAGAGUUGGGAUACUGUUUCACCGAGCCGGGCGUUCAUGCAGGGGUGUUAGGAAUGCCCACCACCAUCGGAAUCCUGGCUGGAACUGUCGGGUUCAUCGCCCUGGUCCUGAUCAUCGCUUUCCAUCGUAUAAAGAAGGACAACCAGAAGAAAGCCUUGCUGGGAGAAACGGACGCCAUUCUCUAGAAACACAUGAGAUAGCAUGUGUUUGUUUAAUUGUUAUAUUUCUGAAGAACAGAUCUACUUUGAUUGGUUGUAUGCACGUUAUAAAUACUACCUGGUUUCGUCAUAAUCAUGCGCUCAUGCAGCUUAAUAACUUAUUAUAGUGAAUUUUGUCUGUAUUUAGAAUUUUGACUGUCCAUUCUCAGCUAGUGUGUCAUGACUGGCUGUGCACUGUGUGUGAUGGUUCAAACACUCCAUUUCAAGCUGCUUGCUGUAAUUGUGUAGACUGUUGCUCAGAGACUUUAGUUCACCGUUUGCCUCUGACUGUUGUUUGUGGUUGAUACUGUCUUUAUACUGAUACUCCAUGAUGUUUUUUGAUGAGGCCUGAUAUUAGUGAAGAUGCUAGCUAGCUGAGGGUUAAAUUAGGACGGUUCCACCACUUUAGAAUGGGAGAAAGACUGCCUACAGUAAAGAGUAGAAACAACCAUGGAAAAACAACCGAUGUUGGAGACAGUUCCAACACCUAAACAUCCCUCAGUUUAACACUUAAUGUUCACUGUUUGACAAGCCCAGUGUAAAUGAGUGCCUGGUGAAUGUCGGAGUGUGUACCAAGGUUAUUAUAGUUUUGUGAUUUUCUAUUCAAUUUUAUUUCUAUUCAUUUUUCAAUUAAAAAAUAAAUUCAGUUUAGUUUCCAUUCGGUUUUAGACUUGAUUUACUAGUUUUUAUUCUGUUUCAGUACGAUAAAAAACAUAUUUUGUUUUUAUAUUAUUCAGUUGUAGUUUCAGUUUCAGUUGUAGUUUCAGUUUUGGUUUCAGUUUUCGUUGUAGUUUCAGUGUCCGUUGUAGUUAUAGUUUCAGUUGUAUUUUUUGUGUGAAGGGACAGAAAGUAGCCUCAAGUGUCCUUAUGCUAGGGGCCAUGUAUGUGUUGUAGGACUAUAGCAGGGUACUCCAGUACUAUUUGAGAUGGUCCGCUCACACACAUUUCCUAGGUGGCAAAAGUCCUGAUGGAUAUUUUCAUUUAUCGGCGUAGUAACAAAACCCCACAUCACAAUCCAUUCCACACCAAACUGUUCAAACCGAUCACACCCUUCUUGUUGGUAGAGAGAAUCAUUUGUCGUUUUAAAGCUCAUUGUCGGCUAUUCUACAUAUUAUCCACGUCUUAUACGUGUUCACAUGAUACCGGGAGUCGAAUCCUCAGCCAAUCACAAAAUUAAAACAAUAGCUAUCUCCCCGUCUUUAUCCUGAAAUUCUUUGUGGGUGCUGUACAGAUGAACUUUGAGGUUGUGGGAUGCAGGGUGGUAGUGGGAUGCAGCGUGGUAGUGGGAUGCAGGGUGGGAUGCAGCAGUGGGAUGCAGGGUGGUAUGCCGCCAGCCAGCAUACCACCCUGCAUCCCACUGCUGCCAGCCAGCAUACCACCCUGCAUCCCACGGCUGCCAGCAAGCAGCAUACCACCCUGCAUCCCACUGCUGCCAGCCAGCAUACCACCCUGCAUCCCACUGCUGCCAGCCAGCAUACCACCCUGCAUCCCACUGCUGCCAGCCAGCAGCAUACCACCCUGCAUCCCACUGCUGCCAGCCAGCAUACCACCCUGCAUCCCACUGCUGCCAGCAGCAUACCACCCUGCAUCCCACUGCUGCCAGCCAGCAUACCACCCUGCAUCCCACGGCUGCCAGCAAGCAGCAUACCACCCUGCAUCCCACUGCUGCCAGCCAGCAUUCCACCCUGCAUCCCACUGCUGCCAGCCAGCAGCAUACCACCCUGCAUCCCACUGCUGCCAGCCAGCAUACCACCCUGCAUCCCACGGCUGCCAGCAAGCAGCAUACCACCCUGCAUCCCACUGCUGCCAGCCAGCAUACCACCCUGCAUCCCACUGCUGCCAGCCAGCAGCAUACCACCCUGCAUCCCACUGCUGCCAGCCAGCAUACCACCCUGCAUCCCACUGCUGCCAGCCAGCAGCAUACCACCCUGCAUCCCACUGCUGCCAGCCAGCAGCAUACCACCCUGCAUUCCACUGCUGCCAGCCAGCAGCAUACCACCCUGCAUCCCACUGCUGCCAGCCAGCAGCAUACCACCCUGCAUUCCACUGCUGCCAGCCAGCAUACCACCCUGCAUCCCACUGCUGCCAGCCAACAGCAUACCACCCUGCAUCCCACUGCUGCCAGCCAGCAGCAUACCACCCUGCAUCCCACUGCUGCCAGCCAGCAGCAUACCACCCUGCAUCCCACUGCUGCCAGCCAGCAGCAUACCACCCUGCAUCCCACGGCUGCCAGCCAGCAGCAUACCACCCUGCAUCCCACUGCUGCCAGCCAGCAUACCACCCUGCAUCCCACUGCUGCCAGCCAGCAUACCACCCUGCAUCCCACUGCUGCCAGCCAGCAUACCACCCUGCAUCCCACUGCUGCCAGCCAGCAUACCAACCUGCAUCCCACUGCUGCAUACCACCCUGCAUCCCACUGCUGCAUACCACCCUGCAUCCCACUGCUGCAUACCACCCUGCAUCCCACUGCUGCAUACCACCCUGCAUCCCACUGCUGCAUACCACCCUGCAUCCCACUGCUGCAUACCACCCUGCAUCCCACUGCUGCGUACCACCCUGCAUCCCACUGCCAGCAUACCACCCUGCAUCCCACUGCUGCAUACCACCCUGCAUCCCACUGCUGCGUACCACCCUGCAUACCACUGCUGCAUACCACCCUGCAUCCCACUGCUGCAUACCACCCUGCAUACCACUGCUGCAUCCCACACCCUGCAUACUACCCUGCACCCUGAUCCCCAGGGUAGUGAAGGGAUAUUGCCCUGUGUAGAGUGCUGUCUUUUGGAUGGGAUGUUAAUAAACAUAUGUCCUGACUCUCUGUGGUCAUUAAAAGCCCAUUACUUAUCAUAAGAGUAAGGGUGUUAACCCUGAUGUCAUGACAAAAUUCCCAACCUGGUCCCAUUCCCAUCAUGACCACCUAAUCACCCCCCCCCCCUCUACAAUGUAAAGCCAUUGGAGUACCUCAGUUGGUAGAAAAGUGAUAUAUAAAUCCAAUAAAGGAUUAUUAGCUUCUGACACAACAAUACAUUUGCUUUUGUCCUUUCCAGCAAUGUACUCCAAAUAAUCCCAUACAGGGCUUUGUGUUUUGCAACCAACCACUGCUGGUGUUGUGUUUGCUGCUGCCAUUGUUCUCGCUCAUGCUUCCUGCUCGCCCUCAGAUUUCUUCCGUUAGCUAGCGAUGCAGCAAUGCACCAGCUAGGCCUAUUUGAAACAUCGCCAUCUACUGGCAGCAUUUACCCUCCAGAUUCAGAAGUUCGAAAACCCCAUUAGAGAAAAAAGCUUCAAAACCACAUUAGAUUUUUAUCCAAAGUUUAGAAGGAAAAAAACAACAACUGAACACAAUUCAUGAUGGUUUUAAUUAUAUUUUAGUUUGUUUUGCAGUCAAAGAUAAUAGUUCCAGUAUAGUUUUCAUUUUUCAGUUUACUCAAUUGUUUUUCCAAUUUUUGUUUUUAUUUAAUUUUCAUUUCAGUUUUCGUUUACUAUUAUAACCUUGGUGUGUGCAACACAGUAAUGGAGAGAGGAGUUGGGAAAAUGUCUGUCUGAAUAAAGGCUAUCUGGACCUAC